UGUGUGCACGCGUCCAUGUCUGUGUGUGUGAAGAACAGCAGCCAACACACACACACUUAACAUUCGCUCACAACAUGGCGAUGAAGCGCCGCGAUACACGACGGCUCUACCCCGAUUAAUGCUACCCUGUUAUUAAAAACGCAGGGGACUACGCCAAAGGGAUUUACAACAACAAAUAAGCAGACUAGAGAACACUAUAGCCGAUUUAUAGGUACGCAUGUCGCUGUAACGGUAUAGCUGGUUGUAUAGACCCUCACGCUGCUUACCCCUCUGCUGGAAAUCAAAGGCUUUACAUGGCGGUUGAGAGUAUCUGGUUUUUCUGUCUACUUUGGCUGGGGUUCUGUGGUCCAUCCGUGCAAGAGAAGCCCGUGUCGGUGGAGUUGAGCUGUGGGGCGGGCCCUGCCCUGGUGGUGCUGGAGCCAGGGCGGCCCCUCCUGCUGGACUGCCACCUGGGCGCCAGCGACGCCCCCUUCAACGUCACCUGGCUGCAGCAUGGCCGGCCCCUGCCGGAGGGGGACUCCCUGCGGCCCCUCGCCAACGGCUCCCUGCUCCUGCUGCCGGCCUCCGCUGCCGGCCCGGCCCCCCAGGGGGUGGAGGGGGGCUACAGCUGUGUGAGCAGCAGCGCCCUGGGGGCUCUGACCAGCCGUACCAUCACCUUGCUCCUGGCUAGCCUGUCCCGAUUCCAGCAGGGCCCGGAGGCCCAGGCGGUGCCCGUGGGUGGUGCUGCCCGCUUUGAGUGCCAGGUGGAGGGCGUUCCCACGCCCCUCAUCACCUGGGAGAAGGACCAGGGCCCCAUUCCCAGCGAGCCCAGAGUCAUUACCCUGCCCAACGGGGGUGCUGCAGAUCUUGGGGUGACUAAGGAGGAUGCGGGCACCUACCGCUGUGUGGCAUCCAACUCAGCCAGGACGCGUUCCAGCCAGGAUGCCACCCUAACUGUUACUGCAGGUCCUGCCCAGGGCUUGAACCAGGUGUCAAUAGUGGCGCCGCCCCAGAAUGCCACUGUGGUGCUGGGUCGUCCGGCCGUCAUGGAGUGCAUGGCCCAGGGUCAACCCAAACCUCUCGUGUCCUGGAGCAGGCAGGACGGACAGCCCAUCGCCGCGGACGUGGUCGUCCUGGAGACCAACCUGGUGAUCCGCGCCACGCGGCGCCACCACGCAGGGGUGUACGUGUGCCGCGCCAACAAGCCCAAGACGCGCGAGUUUGUCAUCGCCGCCGCCGAGCUGCAUGUGCCUGCCCCUCCGGCUAUCCUCCAAGCCCCAGAGACGGUGUCCCUCUCCAGGGGGAACACGGCCAGGUUCGUGUGCAACAGCUCCGGGGAACCGGCCCCGGUCCUGCGCUGGCUGAAGAACGGCCAGCCCGUCCUGUCCAACGGCCGGGUCAAGACCCAGAGCCCUGGGGUGCUCAUCAUCAACCAGGUGGGCCUGAACGACGCCGGCUACUACCAGUGCAUCGCCGACAACAGCCUGGGCACCGCCUGCGCCACAGCCAAGCUGUCCGUCAUCGUGAGGGAGGGGCUGCCCAGCCCUCCCCAACACCUGUCAGCCACGCCCCGCUCCAGCACCAGUGCCCUGCUGGCGUGGGAGAAGCCCGAGCACAACAGCGACCAGAUCAUCGGCUACUCGGUCCACUACCAGCGAGCUGCAGGCACAGAUAACGUGGAGGACCAGUUUGCCUUGAACAACGACACCACGGAGCUGCAGGUGAAGGAUCUGCAGCCCCACACAGCCUACACCUUCUACGUGGUGGCCUACUCCCUGCAGGGCGCCAGCCAGCCCUCGCUGCCCGUCACCGCGGAGAUGCUGGAGGACGUGCCCAGCGCCCCUCCCCAGCUGUCUCUCCUCAGCACUUCCGCCUCAGACAUCCGAGUGAUGUGGCUGCCCCUGUCCUCCCAGCACCGCCGCGGUGACGUCACCCGCUACCGCAUCGACUACUGCACACUGGAACAGGCGGAUCGCGUGUUCUCCGUGGAGGUCCUGGGGAACGAGACCCAGUUCACCCUGAGGGAGCUGCUGCCCAACCAGGCCUACCGUCUGAGGAUGGCGGCCGGCACCGGGGCGGGCUUUGGCGUGCCCUCCGAGUGGACGCAGCACCACACCCCGGCACACUCCAACCACAGCCUGGUUAUAUUUGCUCCGACCGAGCUAAAAGUCAAGGCCAAAAUGAACACCAUCCAGGUCACAUGGCAGCCCCCGCCCAAUCACACGCAAAUCUCCGGCUACAAGCUCUUCUGUAGGGAAGUGGACGCUGAGGAGCUGGCCAAUGAGGAGAGUCCUGAGAGGGAGAGGAGGAUGGAGUCUCACACCAUUAAGCUCCGCAAGAGAGUGAAGCAUCAUGAUGUCACCGGCCUGGUGCCUGACCGGCAGUAUGAGGUGAAGGUGUGGGCCUACAAUAAGCAGACUGAUGGCUACCCUGCUGUCUGGAAGGGCCGGACUGAAAAAGCUCACGCUAGGGGGCCCCCCAGGGAGAACCUGCUGCCUCCCCUGCCCCCCAGCAACGUCAAGGCCACCGCCAACAGCUCCACGUCCAUCUGGCUCCGCUGGGAGAAGACGCGCUUCAACAACGUGCGCAUCAUCAACUACACGGUGCGCUGCAGCCCCGCGGGCCUCCGGAACGCCUCGCUGGUGUCCUACUACACCAGCUCUGCCCAGGACAUCCUGCUGGGGGCGCUCAAGCCCUUCACACGCUACGAGCUGGCGGUGCAGUCCAACGGGGUGGAAGGGGUGGGCCCGUUCAGCGUCACCGUGGAGGAGUCCACGCUGCCGGACAGACCCUACACGCCCCCUGCAGAACUCCAGCUCAGUGCCCUGGACUCCUCCUCUGUGCUGGUGAGCUGGCGCCCCCCAGUGGAGUCUAACGGUAUCAUCACCAGCUACAGGAUUCUGUACAGUGGCAACCAGAGCCAGCCGGAGCACCUGUGGACCAACCUCUCCCAGGAGGGGACCAGCACCAGUGUGGAGGUACAGGGUCUGUCCAGUGGUACGCGCUACUUCUUCAAGAUGGCCGCAGCCACCAAGGUGGGGGCGGGGCCUUACUCCCCUGUCAAAGAUGUUCACACUCCUCCCCAGAGAUACGAGCUGGACCUCCAUGCCGUGACGGGCAUCAUCGUGGGAGUGUGUAUGGGGCUCCUCUGCAUUCUCCUCUACAUGUGUUUCAGCUUCCGCAACGGCAAGACCAGGGAGGUGUCAGGGGGGCUGGACUCCUCGGCCCUGACCCCCCAGUACCGGCGUGGGGGGCGACCUCUGCCCUCCAGUGUUCCAGAGAGCAGCGACUGCCAUGAGCUGGAGAACCUGAUGGCCCCGAGCGACCAGGAGCCCUGCCAGCCCCCCCCAGGGGCCCUGGAGGAGCAGAGCCUCAUGGCUCACACUGAGGCCGGGGCAGGGGCCGGGCCCGGAGAGGACUUGGCUGAGCUUAAGGCUGCGUGGAACGGCUCAGUCAGCCGCAACUGGGCCAACCGGAUCACCCGCUACCGAGACACCAUCACGCAGGACUCCCCCGGCCUCCUGAACGGAACCAUGGAACGGGUUCCCACAGAGAACGGCAAGGUGGACCCAGAGGACCGCCUGGGCUUGUGCACAAACCAGGUGGAGGCCGAGGUCAUAGUUCACUCCGAGUUGUCAGAGGCGGAGAAGGGGAAGGAGGAGGAGGGAGGUGAUGGAGAGGAGGUGGAGGAUUCUCAGCGGACCCGGGGGCCAUCCAUCUCGGAGGGGACGUACUCUCCGGUCAGUCUGCCAGGCCAGGCCGCCCUACACCUCCCUGAAGAUGCCCCAGAGACAUUACUGCUGGGCCCCUCCCCAGAGAGGCCUGCCCUGGAGCCCCUGGCCAAUCACAAAGGGCAGCAGGAGGGUGUGGCAGCCCAGCUAACUGCAGACGGGGUGCUACGCCAGGGGGUGGGGCUAACCAACGGCUUCCACUCCCCCAAGCCCCUGCAGCGGGGGCCGGAGACCCUGGAGAACAAGGACUCCAGACAUUGCCCCGCCGCGAAAGCUCCCCCCCCCGGGUCCCCCCCCGCCCCCUUCACCGGCAGCGGCCUGGUCCCCCCCUUCACCGGCAGCGGCCUGGUCCCCCCCUUCACCGGCAGCGGCCUGGUCCCCCCCUUCACCGGCAGCGGCCUGGUCUACUCGACCCCAACUGCGCACAGCUACUUGUGCCCAUGA
This is a messenger RNA of Osmerus eperlanus (European smelt), 4154 nucleotides long. RefSeq names its product immunoglobulin superfamily, DCC subclass, member 4 (gene igdcc4). Gene Ontology annotation, biological process: cell-cell adhesion. Lineage: Eukaryota; Metazoa; Chordata; Actinopteri; Osmeriformes; Osmeridae. The record is from RefSeq and is a predicted model, not a curated record. Gene Ontology annotation, molecular function: protein binding.